Molecule: messenger RNA, 1281 nt
Organism: Hemiscyllium ocellatum (epaulette shark)
Lineage: Eukaryota; Metazoa; Chordata; Chondrichthyes; Orectolobiformes; Hemiscylliidae
Product: basic salivary proline-rich protein 2-like
Exons: 2
Coding region: 1-1281 (426 amino acids)
Source: RefSeq, a predicted model, not a curated record
AUGUUCCACCGCGUCAACUCCCGGGCACCGCCACCGGGGGGCGGCAAACUCACCCUGAACUCCCGGGCACCGCCACCGGGGGGCGGCAAACUCACCCUGCACUCCCGGACACUGCCACCGGGGGGCGGCAAACUCACCCUGCACUCCCGGACACUGCCACCGGGGGGCGGCAAACUCACCCUGAACUCCCGGGCACCGCCACCGGGGGGCGGCAAACUCACCCUGCACUCCCGGGCACUGCCACCGGGGGGCGGCAAACUCACCCUGAACUCCCGGGCACCGCCACCGGGGGGCGGCAAACUCACCCUGCACUCCCGGGCACUGCCACCGGGGGGCGGCAAACUCACCCUGCACUCCCGGACACUGCCACCGGGGGGCGGCAAACUCACCCUGAACUCCCGGGCACCGCCACCGGGGGGCGGCAAACUCACCCUGCACUCCCGGGCACUGCCACCGGGGGGCGGCAAACUCACCCUGCACUCCCGGGCACCGCCACCGGGGGGCGGCAAACUCACCCUGCACUCCCGCACACUGCCACCGGGGGGCGGCAAACUCACCCUGCCCUCCCGGGCACCGCCACCGGGGGGCGGCAAACUCACCCUGCACUCCCGGGCACUGCCACCGGGGGGCGGCAAACUCACCCUGCACUCCCGGGCACCGCCACCGGGGGGCGGCAAACUCACCCUGAAAUACCGAUCACCGCCACCGGGGGGCGGCAAACUCACCCUGCACUCCCGGGCACGGUCACCGGGGGGCGGCAAACUCACCCUGAAAUACCGGACACCGCCACCGGGGGGCGGGGGCGGCAAACUCACCCUGCCCUCCCGGGCACCGCCACCGGGGGGCGGCAAACUCACCCUGAAAUACUGGACACCGCCACCGGGGGACGGCAAACUCACCCUGCCCUCCCGGGCACCGCCACCGGGGGGCGGCAAACUCACCCUGCACUCCCGGGCACCGCCACCGGGGGGCGGCAAACUCACCCUGAACUUCCGGGCACCGCCACCGGGGGGCGGCAAACUCACCCUGAAAUACCGGACACCGCCACCGGGGGACGGCAAACUCACUCUGCCCUCCCGGGCACCGCCACCGGGGGGCGGCAAACUCACCCUGCACUCCCGGGCACCGCCACCGGGGGGCGGCAAAUUCACCCUGCACUCCCGGACACCGCCACCGGGGGGCGGCAAACUCACCCUGCACUCCCGGGCACCGCCACCGGGGGGCGGCAAACUCUCCCUGCACUCCCGGACACCGCCACCGGGGGCAGCAAACUCAGCCUGA